Acanthisitta chloris (rifleman) is the source of this 849-nucleotide messenger RNA. RefSeq names its product hydroxyacylglutathione hydrolase-like (gene HAGHL). Gene Ontology annotation, molecular function: hydroxyacylglutathione hydrolase activity. The record is from RefSeq and is a predicted model, not a curated record. Lineage: Eukaryota; Metazoa; Chordata; Aves; Passeriformes; Acanthisittidae. The transcript has 8 exons. The coding region runs from base 1 to 849 and encodes 282 amino acids.
AUGAAGGUGAAAGUGAUCUCUGUGCUGGAGGACAACUACAUGUACCUGGUGAUCGAGGAGAGCACCCGGGACGCGGUGGCGGUGGAUGCUGCAGUGCCCAAGAGGUUGCUGGAGAUUAUCAGAAAGGAGGAUGUGGUGCUCAGGGCCAUCCUCACCACCCACCACCACUGGGACCAUGCAAGGGGCAACGAGGAGUUGGUACGGCUGUGCCCUGGGCUGAGGGUGUAUGGUGCUGACCAGCGCAUUGGGGCCCUCACACACAAGGUGACCCACGAGCAGGAGCUGACGUUUGGGGCCAUCAGGGUGAGAUGCCUCUUCACCCCCUGCCACACCUCGGGCCACAUGUGCUACUUCAUGUGGGAGGACGAUUCUCCAGAUGCUCCAGCUCUCUUCUCAGGUGACACCCUGUUCGUGGGAGGCUGUGGGCAGUUCUUCGAGGGCACAGCAGAGCAGAUGUACACCAACCUCACCCAAGUCCUGGGGACGUUGCCAAAGGAGACAAAGGUGUUCUGUGGCCACGAGUACACCGUCCGAAACCUCAAGUUUGCCUUGAAAGUGGAACCAGAGAAUGAAAUGGUGAAGGAGAAACUUGCAUGGGCCAAACAGAGGGAUGAUGAGGACUUGCCCACGGUGCCCUCCACGCUGCAGGAGGAGUUCCUCUACAACCCCUUCCUGCGUGUCAUGGAGGAGUCCGUGCAGAAGUUCACAGGGAAGACAGACCCUGUGGAGGUGCUGAGGACACUUCGCAUCGAGAGGGACAACUUCAAGAAGCCCAAGGAAAGACCCAACCCACAGGCUGUGCUUGCAUUUGAUUGGGGCCUCUUCGACCCCUUCCUGGAGAAGAAGUGA